Trametes versicolor FP-101664 SS1 is the source of this 1811-nucleotide messenger RNA. Its product is annotated as cytochrome P450. Gene Ontology annotation, molecular function: heme binding; iron ion binding; monooxygenase activity. Bases 21 to 1667 code for a protein of 548 amino acids. The transcript has 12 exons. The record is from RefSeq and is a predicted model, not a curated record. Lineage: Eukaryota; Fungi; Basidiomycota; Agaricomycetes; Polyporales; Polyporaceae.
CGUCUACCGAUCGAUAAGACAUGUCAGACUUUGUCUUUUUGGCCCCCAUCGCCGCUGCCUUUCUCUUUGCCUCUUGGUACAUCCUCCGACAGUACCUGGCCAGGUCUCCGUUGGACAAUCUGCCUGGGCCGCCGUCCGCGUCGUUCUUCUUGGGCAACGUUUUGGAAAUCACCGACCAUCAUAGCUCGCAACGAUGGAAGCAGCUCGUCGAUAAAUAUGGACCAGUCUCGACGAUUCCAGGCAUGCUCGGGGCCCGUAUGCUACACAUCGCCGACCCCAGGGCAUUGCACAGUAUCCUGAUCAAGGACAUGGAUUCAUAUCCGAAGUCCAAUGCUCCCGUAUCAGAUUUGCACCUGCUUCUCGGGCCUGGCUUGGUCACCACCGAGGGCGCCCAGAACAGGAAGCAGCGCAAACUGCUAACCCCCGUGUUUUCCGUCGCAAACCUGCGCAACAUGACAGACAUUUUCUAUGGGGUCGCGCAUAGGCUACACAAGGCUGUCGAAGCCCGCGUCGAAGUUGAAGUCGGAGGCGUGGUCGACGUCCACGGGUGGAUGGCACGCGUCACGUUGGAGAUGCUCGGACAAGCCGGCCUCGGCUACUCCUUCGACAACUUCAUCGACGACUCGACGGACGCGUAUGGCCGCUCGCUGAAGAUGUUCUUCCCUGUAUUGAGCCGGAUCAUCCCGGUGGUCUUCCUCAUCCCGAAGCUGUCUUACGUCCUUCCCAAAUGGCUGCUGGAGAAGGCGCUGCGUGCGGUGCCCCAUGCAGAUGUCAGACACAUGAUGCAGAUCUCGGACACAAUGGCGCAGCGGUCGCUCGAGAUCAUCAACGAGAAAAAGAGCGCACUGCUCAAGGGCGACGAGGCGCUGGCGCACCAAGUGGGCGAGGGGAAGGACAUCAUGAGUCUCCUGUUGAAAGCGAACACGGCAGCGUCCGAUGUCGAGAAGCACACUGAUGAAGAACUGGUCGCACAAAUGACCACUAUCAUCCUCGGCGGCAUGGAAACGACGUCGAACGCACUUUGCCGCAUUAUCCAUCUCCUAGCCGAAAACCCCGAUGUGCAGGAACGGCUGCGCGCUGAGAUCGCGGAGGCAAGCGGCGGAGAGGACCUCCCGUACGACGACCUCGUGAAGCUCCCGUACCUGGAAGCCAUAUGCCGCGAAACGAUGCGCCUCUAUGCUCCAGGCCAGUUCAUACCCCGAGAGGCCGCCAAAGACACGACACUUCCUCUCCUUAACCCGAUGCGCACACGCGACGGCUCUGUGGUGACCGAGGUGCCGGUGCCAAAGGGGACCAUGCUGCUGUUGCACUUGACGGGCUGCAACACCAACCGGGAUCUCUGGGGCGACGACGUGUACGAGUGGAAGCCCGAACGUUGGUUGGAAAAAUUGCCUUCUGCGCUUGACGGCGCUCGCAUCCCGGGCGUGUACUCCAACAUAAUGACUUUUUCGGGUGGACCAAGAUCUUGCAUAGGUUUCAAGUUUGCGCUCCUUGAGAUCAAGGUCGUCCUCGCCGUUCUCCUCUCCACCUUCAAAUUCGAAACGACCUCCGAGAGACCGAUUAUAUGGAAAUCGGCGUCGGCUGUGCUAUACCCGACCGCUGGCGAAAAGAGCACACGCCCGGAGAUGUUCUUAAAGCUAAUCAGAAUCGCGCAGGCCUCUCAUUAGCUUUGCGUGUACUUGCGGUGAUAAAGUUGUUCAUAGCCUUUGGGUUGAGCUUCGAGUUGUCCGAGUCUGCUGUAUCAUUGAACUGUAUUUCUAUAUUACUUACUACGCGAUACGUCAGCUUAAUUAUCCAUUGUUUCACAUCUC